AUGACAAGACAAAGAUUGCCUUUGUAUGUGAAGGCAAAGGUUGCUUUUGGCGCAUUUACUGCUCAUCCUCAGCAAAGUAUCCCAGCAAAUGGCAGAUCAGAGAAGCUGUUUGUUGACAAGAUCAGAGAAGAGCCAGAGUAUUUCAUGCCCAUGAAGAUUGAGGAGCUGGUUAUGGAGAAGUGGAAGCUCAGUGUUAGUAGGCCGCAAUGCCAACAUGCUAGGAACAAAGCGCUCAGAUGGAUUGAAAGAGAGUAUGAUGAGCAGUUUGGACGGUUGAGGGAUUACUGCGCUGAGAUAAGAAGCUCGAAUGUUAAUUCUUCUGUUGAGCUUGACUGCCUGAGAAAUGAUGAUGGGAUCGAAGUUUUCAACAGAUUUUAUGUCUGUUUUGACAUUCUGAGGAGAACCUGGAAAGAAACGUUCAGGCCACUAAUUGGAGUAGAUGAUUGUUUCUUGAAGUCUAGGAUGAAAGGAAAGCUUCUCGUGGCUUUGGGUCGUGAUGCCGAUAACGCCAUUUACCCUAUCGCAUGGGCUGUGGUACAAGUAGAAAACAACAACAAUUGGUUGUGGUUUGUGAGAAAGAUCAAGGUUGAUCUAGGACUAGAUGAAGGAGAGGGUUAUGUUAUGGUUUCAGAUCGUCAAAAGGGAUUGAUUGCAGCUGUGAAGAGAGCACUAUCGCGAAUUGAGCAUAGGAUGUGUGUCAGACACAUCUAUGGCAACUUGAAGAAACUCCAUGGGAAGAAACCUGAAAUGAAGCUAAAGCUUUGGAACCUUGCUUGGAGCUACAAUGAUGCUGAUUACAAAGCAAAUCUCAAAUACUUUGAGAGGUAUGAUCAAGAUGUUUAUGACUACGUGAUGAAGGCAAAGCCAGGGAAGUGGUGUAGGGAAUUCUACAAGCUUGGAACUUUUUGUGAAGACGUGGAGAAUAGCUCAACUGAAUCUUUCAACAACUCCAUAGGUAAAGCCCGAGACAAGCCUUUUGUACCUAUGUUUGAGACAAUAGCUCGCUUGGCGAUGGUUCGUAUAGCGAGAAGAGAUGUCAUCUGCAGCAGCCACGAAGGGAUUUGCACACCGUAUGUCAUUGAGAUGCUCGAGAGUUUGCAUGAGAAAGCCUCGAAAUGCAUGGUUCAACCUUCCACCAACCAGACAUAUGAAUCUACUAGUAAUGACUGUGUGCAUAGGGUGAGCUUGGAAAAUAAAACAUGUAGCUGCAGAAGAUGGGAGAUUACAGGGAUCCCUUGUGAGCACGCCUAUGGAGUUAUGCUGAAGAAAGGUUUAGAGGCUCAAGACUUUGUGGUUCACUGGUUUAGGAUAGCUACGUGGAGGCGUACGUAUGCUGAAGGGAUUGUACCUUUGCGUGGAGCAAAGUUCUAG
Molecule: messenger RNA, 1371 nt
Organism: Brassica napus (rape)
Lineage: Eukaryota; Viridiplantae; Streptophyta; Magnoliopsida; Brassicales; Brassicaceae
Exons: 2
Coding region: 1-1371 (456 amino acids)
Molecular function (GO): zinc ion binding
Source: RefSeq, a predicted model, not a curated record